This is a messenger RNA of Solanum stenotomum, 482 nucleotides long. RefSeq lists its product as uncharacterized. The coding region runs from base 13 to 255 and encodes 80 amino acids. NCBI's taxonomy places the organism in Eukaryota, Viridiplantae, Streptophyta, Magnoliopsida, Solanales, Solanaceae. The transcript has 2 exons. The record is from RefSeq and is a predicted model, not a curated record.
AGUCGGAGAAAAAUGGCGACAUGGGGUGCAUUUUUUGGUACAAGGGUUAUGGAAAUAGUGAAGAAGCAUGAUUCCGGCGGCCUUGUUUGGAAGAGAAUUAAGCUCACAUCUACUCGCAAAGCUAAUGCCAAGAAACGUCUUCGCCGUGUUUGGCAGAAUGAAGCUGUCUUGAGGGCAUGUUCUGAAGCACCUCCAUCCGAAACUUCAGAGGUUGAUGCUGGACAAAUAAGUAAUGUGCAGUUAAAAACCAGUUAGAGUUAGUUCUGAAAAGGGUGACCGAGUAUGAAGAGGCAAAAUGAAGUAUGCGUGACAGCUGCUUGCAAGGUUAACGACAUUAAUGGACUGCCCCUGAAUUUUACUUUACCUGUUAGCGUUAUGUUAGUAUCUGGUGAAGUGAUUUGGAUGUCUCACUUUCACAUGGUUACUCUAGAUCAUGCAUGUUAUAGCUGAGACAACUAUCUCCUUCAUCUUUGGUGAUCCAA